CAUCUAUCUUAUCUUAAUUACGGUCUUUCAUAGUACUAUAGCAUCGAUGGAUGUUGGAUGCAGCGGAGUUGUUCUUCUCAUGAUACUGGCUAUUGCACCAGUUGCAGUAGCAGCAAAGGAGUCUGCUGUGAAUUUAUUGGAAGCUAAGGCACUGCUCCAGAGUGGCUGGUGGGGAGACAGUAGUGCUACUGCAACAAACAUCUCUGCCCACUGCCACUGGUCUGGUAUCAUUUGCAACGAUGCUGGUAGUGUUACCGAAAUACUACUUCCAAACUACGGAAUUCAAGAUGAGUUGACAAAUUUCAGCUUCUCUUCUUUUCGGAACCUGGUUAGACUAGAUCUCAGUCGAAAUGGUCUUUACGGAGCCAUCCCACAUCAAAUAGGUACACUCUCCAAACUCGCCUAUCUCGAUUUGUCUUUCAACAAACUUGAAGGUGAGCUUCCGUCUUCUCUAGUAAACCUUACACAACUAGCACAUCUCGAUGUUUUUUGGAAUUCAAUUGACAACUUAAUUCCUCCAUAUAUCGGAAACUUGACAAACUUGGUUACUCUAGACUUGAGCCUCAAUUCAUUUUUUGGUCCCAUUCCUCCAACUCUUGGUCAAUUGUCCAAUCUAGACUCCCUUGACCUCAGCAAUAACAACUUCAAUGGAACGAUUCCUUUAGCUCUUUGUCGUUUGACAAAUCUUUCCCGAUUAUACAUUCACUCGAAUCCCUUAAUGGAAAGAUUUCUCCCAAAAGAAAUAGGAAAUUUGAAGAGUUUAGUUGAAUUAGACUUGAGUAACAGUAGAUUUUCUGGCAGCAUCCCUCCAACUCUUGGUCAAUUGUCUAACCUUGACUCCCUUGACCUCAGUAAUAACCACUUCAAUGGGACGAUUCCCUCAACUCUUUGUCGUUUGACAAAUCUUUCCCGUCUAUAAAUUUGCUCGAAUCC
This is a messenger RNA of Coffea arabica (coffee), 933 nucleotides long. The record is from RefSeq and is a predicted model, not a curated record. Lineage: Eukaryota; Viridiplantae; Streptophyta; Magnoliopsida; Gentianales; Rubiaceae.